AUGUAUCCAAGCACCCUCAUAGUCAUUUCACUACUCAUCAUGCCCCUCGUCUUCCAUGCAAUCCAAAAGUGUGGUGCCACACCCUUCGUGGCAUGGCGUAUCGCCUACUUCGUUCCGGGCAUGAUGCACAUCGUGAUGGGCCUGCUCGUGCUCACCAUGGGGCAAGACCUCCCCGACGGCAACCUUGCGAGCCUCCAGAAGAAGGGAGACAUGGCCAAGGACAAGUUCUCCAAGGUCCUUUGGGGAGCCGUCACCAACUACCGGACAUGGAUCUUUGUCCUCCUCUAUGGCUACUGCAUGGGGGUCGAGCUCACCACCGACAAUGUCAUCGCCGAGUACUACUACGACCACUUCCACCUUGACCUUCGCGCCGCUGGCACUAUCGCUGCUUGCUUCGGCAUGGCCAACAUCGUCGCGCGUCCUAUGGGAGGAUACCUCUCCGAUCUUGGUGCUCGCUACUUUGGUAUGCGUGCUCGCCUUUGGAACAUUUGGAUCCUCCAGACAGCUGGCGGUGCUUUUUGCAUCUGGCUCGGUCGCGCCUCGGCCCUCCCCGCCUCGGUGACUGCCAUGGUCCUCUUCUCCAUCUGCGCCCAGGCUGCGUGUGGUGCUGUCUUUGGCGUCGCACCCUUUGUUUCUAGGCGAUCCCUUGGCAUCAUCUCUGGGCUGACCGGCGCUGGUGGCAACGUGGGUGCGGGACUCACACAACUUCUCUUCUUCACUUCGUCGCAAUACUCCACUGGCAGGGGUCUUGAGUACAUGGGCAUCAUGAUCAUGGCAUGCACUCUCCCCGUCGCUCUCGUUCACUUCCCUCAGUGGGGCUCUAUGUUCUUCCCAGCCAGCGCCGACGCCACCGAACAGGAGUACUACGCCUCCGAGUGGUCAGAGGAGGAGAAGAGCAAGGGUCUCCAUAUCGCAGGACAAAAGUUUGCUGAGAACUCCCGAUCGGAACGCGGCAGGCGCAACGUCAUCCUUGCCACAUCCGCUACGCCACCCAACAACACGCCCCAACACGUAUAAGAUCCAAAUUUUCUUUUACCUAAGAUAUGUACAGCUUGCGGAGUAUAUAUACACAUCGUA
This is a messenger RNA of Triticum dicoccoides, 1077 nucleotides long. Its product is annotated as high-affinity nitrate transporter 2.1-like. NCBI's taxonomy places the organism in Eukaryota, Viridiplantae, Streptophyta, Magnoliopsida, Poales, Poaceae. Gene Ontology annotation, biological process: transmembrane transport. The coding region runs from base 1 to 1017 and encodes 338 amino acids. The transcript has a single exon. Gene Ontology annotation, molecular function: nitrate transmembrane transporter activity. The record is from RefSeq and is a predicted model, not a curated record.